GGGCUGGAACAGGAAGAAUGAGAUGGAUAUAACUCUUCCCUCUUUUUACUUGCAGUAUGCCCGUUCUGUGGAGGGAUAUGUGGGGUUUGCAAACCUUCCAAACCAAGUGUACAGGAAGUCAAUAAAACGAGGCUUUGAGUUCACCCUUCUGGUUGUGGGUGAGUCGGGUCUUGGCAAAUCAACAUUGAUCAAUUCACUCUUUCUGUCAGAACUGUAUUCUAAAGAAUACCCCGGUCCAUCACUCAGGAUCAAGAAAACUGUACAGGUUGAACAUGCAAAAGUUCAGAUCAAAGAAGGAGGAGUGCAGCUUACGUUGACCAUUGUCGACACCCCAGGGUUUGGAGAUGCGGUGGACAAUAGUAACUGUUGGCAGCCGGUUGUGAAUUACAUCGACAGCAAGUUUGAAGAUUUCCUGAACUCUGAGUCCCGAGUGAACCGGCGUCAGAUGGCAGACACACGGGUGCACUGCUGCCUAUACUUCAUUGCACCCUCAGGACAUGGCCUGAAGCCACUGGAUAUUGAAUUCAUGAAGCGUUUACAUGAGAAGGUGAAUAUUAUUCCACUCAUAGCUAAAGCAGAUACACUCACUCCUGAAGAGUGCCAGCACUUCAAAAAACAGAUUAUGAAGGAAAUCAAAGAGCAGAAGAUUAAGAUUUAUGAAUUCCCAAAUACAGAAGAGGAAGAUGAUAAUAAACCUCUUAACAAGAUUAAGGAUCGAAUACCUUUGGCAGUUGUUGGAAGCAAUCUUGUCUUUGAGGUCAGUGGGAAAAAGGUCAGAGGUCGGCAGUAUCCAUGGGGAGUGGCAGAAGUUGAAAAUGGCGACCACUGCGAUUUCUCCAUUUUACGCAACCUGCUGAUCAGGACACACAUGCAGGAUCUGAAGGAGAUCACUAACAAUGUCCACUAUGAGAACUAUCGAAGUCGGAAGCUGGCAGCUGUGACGGGUAAUGGGGUUGAUGUCAGUAAGGCAAAAGGCCGCCUUACCAGGAGCCCUCUGGCUGAGAUGGAGGAAGAGCGUCAAGAGCAUGUGGCCAAGAUGAAGAAGAUGGAGAUGGAGAUGGAACAAGUUUUUGAGAUGAAGGUCAAGGAGAAGAAGCAGAAACUGAAGGACUCAGAGCAUGAGCUGCAGCGUCGACAUGAACAGAUGAAGAAGAAUCUGGAGGCUCAGUACAAGGAACUGGAGGAGAAGAGGAAGCAGUUUGAGGAAGAGAAAACAUCCUGGGAGGCAGAGCAACGUAUACUGGAACAGCAGAAAUUGGAUGCAUCAAAAACAAUGGAGAAGAACAAGAAGAAAGGGAAGAUCUUCUGAAGACGUUUACUUUGAGUGCAAAUAUUUGAAGGCUCAUGCGUUUGGCCACACUGCAGUGUAGGGACAUUGCUUAUACCUGCUCAUCAGAUGGCUACUUAGCUUGCUGCAGGCCCAGAACUGGUGAAAAAGCAGUAAAUCUUUAUAGGAUCCUUUGCAAUGGGCCUCGUAUUGUGCAUCUUAAAAUCCUGCAAAUCCAAAGCUGUGUAGUGGUGGUGAUGCUCCUUCUACUAGCCUCCAUUGUCUGUGUUGGUAAGUGUGGAAGGCACAAAACUUCAUUUUCUGUCUGCUUGGUGUCUGAAUGCAUCCACUCACUCACACAGCCCAAGGUCUGCAGUGAGGCUCCAUCCAAUUUGUCCAUUUGAUCCUCUCCCAGUAAAAUUUUGCUGAGAGUGUUGGAGCCGAGUAGUUCCAAUGCUGUCAAUUGUAACCUACAUGGGGUCUGCAGUCUAAUUAUAGAGACAAGCCACUGUCAAGAUCACAGUGUUGAUGUUGAUUAUUCCACACAACAUAACUGAACAACUUCUGUUAGUGCUUGAAGUUGGGUAGUGUUUAGUGAGUAGGUUAAAUGUGGCCUAGAAGCUCACACAAUAAGAAUCACUUCAAGUGGAAUGGGCAGAAAAGAAUAGCUAAUUCUCUGUUUGAACUAGUGUUUUACCUGCUCAAAUGUCCCAUGGAUUAAGGAUUGGUUAGUUAUAAAGGGGAAGCUGUUUGGUCUCCUUGGUGUGGGGUACAGUGAUGCAAUGGUAUCCUUAUAUUGUGGAGUUCCCUGGGUAGGGGUGACAUCUUCUCUAAUUGGGUUGGCAAUCCGUCCUCCAUUAAGAAGCAGUUCUAGGCUGCCCUUCACUUGUCUUGGCUGCAAAUGCAUAUGUUGAUCUGUAGCCAAACAUCAACAAAUUUCACAUCCAGUCUGAAGGAGCUAAUGCUUUUCUGUCCAGACUUUAUUGGAGGCACAUAUGUUGUGGAAGCUUGCUGUGCAUCUCUGCAGCCUAUGAAUCCUGGGAAGCCCCCUAACUUCCCUUGCCGUUAUACUUACUGUGUCUAUUGAAGUGGCAGCAUUCCUACUUCUCCCUUCAGUGUUUUGCUAUUUCCGUGCCUAGUUUUGCAUGCGAAGAACCAAGUGCAGGCACUGAUUAUAUCCGAGUGCUUAUUGAUCAGUCCCAAUCAAUGUGCUAGUGAAGUUGGUGUUAUCUCGUGACUCAGCUUUAGCUGCAGACGAUAUUGAAAACCAUGAAUGACACAAGAGCCAGAAGAUUUGCAGCAUUUUUCUCUCACUGAUAUGGCAUAUGAAAAGUUGGAAAAUGUUUCUGUUCAGCCAACAAACCUCACCUCGGCUCUGCUUUGUGACUACGUCUCCACCCAAAUCAUUUUGCUGUGGUUUCUCUGCACUGGGUCAUGCCUUGACUCUCCAUCUUUGCCCCUAUUUUUUGCCUUUUUAAUAUUAUCUAUAUUUUCUGAUUUCAACUUGUCCAUAUCUGCUUCUCUCGCUGCACUGGUUGCCUCCUUAUCAUUGUUGGUACAUCAGCCCUGGGAUGGGUACCUCUAACCUUUGUGCUAUUUCAUGCAUGCUCUGCAUUGGGGUCGCUCUGUAUCUGUUUCAGUGUUGGGAACAGGGACCUCCUUUCUUUACUUCCUGCUCUGGGUCUCUCACCAAUACCCUCACCUAUUCACCACCUCCUGGCAAUGGUUUUCAUUGUCUGUACCAUGGUUCUUUUGAUUUUAGCUGACUGGGCAGCAAGCUCUCCCUUUGUGGUACACUCUGCUGUGUGAAGUGCCAUAGUCCCUUGCAUUGUCUGCCAAUAUUCCAGUGCUGCACUAUAAUGAACUACUAGGGAGAGUGGAGGAAGAGAUGGGGUCAUACUCAGGAAGGAGUCCUGGAGCAGACAAGUUGAAUAGGGAUGCAUGUAUUAUUACAUGUAUUAUUUUUGUUUAAGAAAUAAGCUUUACCUAAUGUUUUAUUGUUAUCACUACCACAUAGUAUAAAUAUAAAAUAAAUAGUAACCUCUGGUAUUAUGCA
Hypanus sabinus (Atlantic stingray) is the source of this 3323-nucleotide messenger RNA. RefSeq names its product septin-7-like. Gene Ontology annotation, molecular function: GTPase activity; molecular adaptor activity; GTP binding. Gene Ontology annotation, cellular component: microtubule cytoskeleton; septin ring; cell division site. Lineage: Eukaryota; Metazoa; Chordata; Chondrichthyes; Myliobatiformes; Dasyatidae. The record is from RefSeq and is a predicted model, not a curated record. The coding region runs from base 23 to 1309 and encodes 428 amino acids. Gene Ontology annotation, biological process: cytoskeleton-dependent cytokinesis; cilium assembly. The transcript has 12 exons.